Molecule: messenger RNA, 972 nt
Organism: Populus trichocarpa (black cottonwood)
Lineage: Eukaryota; Viridiplantae; Streptophyta; Magnoliopsida; Malpighiales; Salicaceae
Product: protein GET1
Exons: 7
Coding region: 76-621 (181 amino acids)
Biological process (GO): tail-anchored membrane protein insertion into ER membrane
Source: RefSeq, a predicted model, not a curated record
AGAAUAGCUCUUCAAAUUCAAGAAAACAAAGAGACCUAAAAUAAAAGAGACAGACAUCAUAUCAGGGAAUAAAUCAUGGGAGAAGAAGAAAUUCUAAUCGGAGAGCAACCAAGGAGGUCUCUCGCGGCACCUCUUAUCUUCUUCAUUGUCGUUGCCUUCCAAUUCGUCUCUAUAUACCUCCUUCAAUUAAAGAAGAAGGGAUCAAAGAGUGCUGCAGAGAUUCAAUUACGUGCAGAAAUUAAGCAAUUAUUGAAAGAUGCCAGCGCCUUGUCUCAGCCAUCAACAUUUGCUCAGGCAGCAAAACUUAGAAGGUUGGCAGCUGCAAAGGAGAAAGAACUUGCAAAUUAUAAAGAAGCGCAUGACAAGGAGAUGAAACGUUCUUCUGAUUCAUACCCGAAAAUUCUAUUUAUUUCAAAGGUUGUUACGUACUUUGUGCUCAUUUGCUGGUUUUGGAGGACUCCUGUUGCUGAAAUAUCUCAGCAACUUGUGCAGCCCUUUGGAAGGUUUCUAUCUUGGAGGGCUGGAGGUCGUUUAAAUAACAAUGUCAUGGUUGGAAUUAUACCUUGGUUGAUAUUAUCUACCAGGGUCAGCAAAUUUGUUUGUAGACUUAUCAAGUAUUGAGGAGCAUUCAUCAGAAGGAAAAAAAGAAGUAAUCAUCAGCUCUGAUUUUUGUUGGAAAUGAGAGGGCUUGGGAUUUAACAGCAACAUAUUUUCCCUGUAUAUUGAGCUAUGAUUUUAAUGUUUAUUUAGCAGUGUAAAAUUCAGCUCUGGUGCGACGGCUGGAAAUAGGCCUCUGCUUGAUAUUCUUGUACGUUAUGGAAAACACUUGACAAGACGGAAAAAAGAAGAGACAAAGCGAGAGGGUGAUUCCUAUUUCUGAAACAAUUAGCUUUUCAUCCUCAACAUGUUUAUGGAUCUCAAGUAAUGUUACCAUUCCAUUUUUUGAAAUAUAAAUACUUUAAUUUGUUUGGC